AUGGCAGACUCCGAAGUGCGCAAGCGCAAGACUAAGACCGACGAAUCCGAGAAGAAAUCCAAGGUCUACAAGAACACCGAUGUCGACGAUGAAACCUCGUCGAACAAGUGGCUUGAUGCCCUCCGAGGCCUGACCUUCCUGCUACUCGCCUCAUGCGCUCUCAGUUAUAUGAUUUCAAGCGGUAACAGCUUCAUGUGGGGGAAGAGACCGCACUAUCUGACGGUCGAUUAUUGGAAGGCACAGCUGAAAGGACCCAUCUACCUCACCCCCGAGGAGCUGGCCGCAUUCGAUGGCCAAGACCCCGAGAAGCCCCUAUACAUCGCCCUCAACGGCACCAUCUUUGACGUGUCCAACGGUCGCCGCAUCUACGGGCCCGGAGGCUCCUACAACUGGUUCGCUGGUGUCGAUGCUGCGCGAGCAUUCGUUACUGGCUGUUUCGCUGAGGACCGCACGCCCGACAUGCGCGGUGUUGAGCUGAUGUACCUACCUCUUGACGACCCAGAGGUCGACUCACACUGGACGGCGGCGGAGCUGGAGGAACUGAAGGCCAAGGAGCUGGAGGAUGCCCACCAAAAGGUACACGCCGCGUUGGACCAUUGGGUGCAGUUCUUUGGUAAGAGCACCAAGUACACCAAGGUUGGCUACGUCAAGAGACCCGAGGGAUGGCUGGAAGCAUUGGAGCCCCGAGAGCUGUGCAAACAAGCUGCAAAGGGAAGAUCGAAGAGAAAGGUUCCCAAGAAGUAA
Molecule: messenger RNA, 744 nt
Organism: Clonostachys rhizophaga
Lineage: Eukaryota; Fungi; Ascomycota; Sordariomycetes; Hypocreales; Bionectriaceae
Source: the annotation of a GenBank genome assembly